AUGAUGUCGGGUAUACGCGACCGAGAACUAGCAAUGAUUUUCACCAACCGUCCACCGGCCAACGUCAAGGAGGCUCUCGACUUGGACGCGGCUCGACGCACCCAAUACCCCUUGGCUAAGGAAUCUCACGCCACCAGAGGCCAACUACGUGCGGUCGCCCACUCAACCUUCAAGGUCUGUCCACACCCUACCACACCCAUUUAAACCGCCCUUUCAACCUCCAAAGUUCCCAGGUCCGCCGAACAACACUCACUGUUACUAUUGCAACCGCUUCGGCACAGUCGCCAAGAAAUGCGGCCACAAUUCAGGCAACCAUCCCUUACCCCUGGCCACUUUGUACACCCUUUCCCCUGAUUUCAAGCCAUUGACAAUCUCGGGCACAGUGGCAAAUAAGACACUCAGCAUUCUUAUAGACACGGGCGCAGCCGUCUCCCUGAUUCACAUUAGCCUCAUCCAUGGACCAAACUAUAACCAGCCGGGAUUUCCUCAACUACAGAUUCUCACUGCUAACAAUUCCAUCCUCCAGCUCAGCGGCUCCGCCACAGUACCAGUCCUCAUCAAAGACAAAACUAUCCGACAUCGCUUCCUCGUGUCCUCCGAACUCAAAUGGAAUGUCAUACUCGACUUUGAUUUUCUAAAACAGCAUGCUCAAGCCAUUACCUCCUCCCCACUUCUCCGUCCCUGA
Messenger RNA from Spirometra erinaceieuropaei, 685 nucleotides. The record is from the annotation of a GenBank genome assembly. Lineage: Eukaryota; Metazoa; Platyhelminthes; Cestoda; Diphyllobothriidea; Diphyllobothriidae.